AAAAAAAGGUUUAAAUUUUUACAAAUGACUUUUUCAAAGACUCGAUAAAAGUCCUAGAUUCAAAAUCUUGGAAGUAAAAACAAAAAGCGCCACACACUCAGAAACCUCCGACCCAUUCAAAUCUCCUUCACCCGGAAAAGUGUAUAGAUGGAAACACAGACAAGUUUUAGAGAGAGAAAAUCUAGCGGUUGUUAGUGACAAAAUCUAGAGAGAGAGAAAUGUGAUCUAGAGAGAGAGAGAGAGAGAGAGCUGAACAGAGAAGACAAGAUGGGAUACAGAGAAGUUGCAGAGAAAGACCAUCACGCUCGAACGAUGUCGUUGGGGGCAGAGAAACCAAACACAAAGACCAGCCCUUUACCACCAUCGAAGAAGAGGACGUCGAGCUGGUCAGACAUCUGGCUUAAGAACACUACGCCCCUCAAGAACGUCAUCUUCGCUAUGCAACUUGCUUCGCCCAAAGACUCCAAAUUCAAACCCACCCACAAAACCCUAAUCCCCAAUUGGGCAAACAUUGACCGUACCUCCCUAUUAUCCGACGAAAUCCUCCUCAAAAUCCUCGCCAAGCUGCCCGAGUCGCAGCGCAAGCCUAACUCGCUCGUCUGCAAGCGCUGGCUCAACCUCCAAGGCCGCCUUGUACGGUCGCUCAAGGUCUUGGACUGGAGCUUUCUCCAAUCGGGUCGGUUGAUCUCGAGGUUCCCCAACCUGAAUCAGGUUGAUAUGCUAUAUGGGUCGUCUAUUUCGGACCAAAAUUCGGGCAUUUUGUUGAGUUAUAGAAUGUUUUCGUUCCAUACCGGUUCCGAGUUCUCGCCGAAGCAGAGAGUUUCCGAGUCAAAUUUCAAAUUGCUUCCACCUGAGGUUGUUGACAGAGGGCUUGAUGCGUUGGCGAGUGGGUGCCCCAACUUGCGGAAGCUUGUGGUGAUUGGUGCGAGUGAAAUGGGGUUGCUGAGUGUAGCAGAGGAGUGCCCCACACUCCAAGAAUUGGAAUUGCACAAGUGCAGUGACAAUGUGCUGCGUGGGAUUGCGGCAUGUGAGAAUUUGCAAGUGUUGAAAUUGGUUGCAAAUGUAGAGGGACUUUAUAGUUCAGUGGUUUCGGAUAUUGGGCUUACGAUUUUAGCACAAGGGUGCACGAGAUUGGUAAAGCUUGAGCUUUGUGGAUGUGAGGGAAGCUUUGAUGGGAUUAAAGCAAUUGGGCAGUGUUGCCAAAUGUUGGAGGAAUUGACUUUCUGUGAUCAUAGGAUGGAUGGUGGGUGGUUGGCUGCACUUUCAUAUUGUGAAAAUUUGAAGACUUUGAGGUUUCAGUCGUGUAAGAGGAUUGAAACUAUUCCGGGGCCCGAAGAGUAUUUGGGUGCUUGCCCUGCUCUGGAGCGGUUGCAUUUGCAGAAGUGUCAAUUGAGGGAUAAGAAGAGUGUGAGAGCUUUGUUUAUGGUGUGUGGAGCGGCCAGGGAGAUUGUUUUUCAGGACUGUUGGGGAUUGGACAAUGAUAUGUUCAGGCUAGCAAGUACUUGCAGGAGGGUGAAGUUCCUAUCUCUAGAAGGAUGUUCAGUGUUAACAACAGAGGGUCUUGAGUCAGUAAUUCUUCCCUGGAAGGAGCUUGAAUGCCUUAGAGUAGUGUCGUGCAAGAAUAUAAAAGACAAGGAGAUAUCUCCUGCCCUCUCAACCUUAUUUUCUACUCUCAAAGAGUUGCAAUGGAGACCAGAUACGAAAUCUCUUCUUCCAUCAAGCGUUUUCGGAACCAGCAUAGGAAAGAAAGGCAGUAGAUUCUUUCGGAAGACUCGAGAUUUGAAGAUGCUAUUUGAUGAUCAGAAUCUGCUCCUUGAUUUUAUACACAGAUGAUUCAGAUUGAAGCUGCUUUUACUCUUGCUGUGAAGAUUGUAUCAGUAUACUAUAGUUACUGUACUCAUUCUGUUGUCCCUUUUGGAUGCUUAACACAGAAGUUGACAGAGGAAGAAGGUUGUUGUUAGUUUUAUUCUUCCACAGUCAGGCAACAGCCAAGGAUGUAUAAUCAUAAGGGUUAUAUUUGCCCGACCCACUUCUCCCUUAGUGCAUGUUGGGCAACCCUUUUUCGCCGUAAUAUCUUAAUUUUAUGGUACAGAUGGUUUAAUUCGGCAUUC
This is a messenger RNA of Prunus dulcis (almond), 2111 nucleotides long. RefSeq names its product F-box protein At5g51380-like. Gene Ontology annotation, cellular component: SCF ubiquitin ligase complex. Gene Ontology annotation, biological process: SCF-dependent proteasomal ubiquitin-dependent protein catabolic process. Gene Ontology annotation, molecular function: protein binding. The record is from RefSeq and is a predicted model, not a curated record. Lineage: Eukaryota; Viridiplantae; Streptophyta; Magnoliopsida; Rosales; Rosaceae. The transcript has 2 exons. Bases 268 to 1833 code for a protein of 521 amino acids.